Messenger RNA from Mya arenaria, 1391 nucleotides. Its product is annotated as neuropeptide F receptor-like. Gene Ontology annotation, biological process: G protein-coupled receptor signaling pathway. Gene Ontology annotation, cellular component: membrane. The coding region runs from base 1 to 1344 and encodes 447 amino acids. Gene Ontology annotation, molecular function: neuropeptide Y receptor activity. Lineage: Eukaryota; Metazoa; Mollusca; Bivalvia; Myida; Myidae. The transcript has a single exon. The record is from RefSeq and is a predicted model, not a curated record.
AUGACAAAUCACCAGAAUAUUCUCCACAUAUCAAAUUUGACAGCAAACACAAAAGAGAGGAUGGAAUACCAGGUUAACCAUCGCUAUGCAGAAACUUUUCUUGGCACCGACAACACUUCGGAAAGUUUUGACUACAAUGCAAUGCUUGACAUCUUUAUGGAGAAUGAAAGUGCUUUUGACCGGACGACGGAGAGCAUAAUAAUAACGGUGUUUUCCCUGUUGAUAAUGUUUGGGUCCCUUGGCAACGGUCUGGUUUGUUUUGUCGUCUUCCGAAAUGUACAAAUGCGGACACCACGGAAUAUCUUCAUCAUUAACUUAGCUAUAUCCGAUUUAACAUUAUGUCUAUUCACACAACCACUCAACUUGUAUCGGCUUUUGAAUAAUCAGUGGCAUCUAGGAUCAUUCAUGUGCAAAUUUUCUGCCAUGCUACAAGGAACAAACGUGUUUGUCUCGACAAUAAGCAUUACUGCCAUUGCCCUAGAUCGCUUCCAGGUGAUUGUCUACCCGUCGAAAGAUAGUAUGAAGAAGAUCGGAGGAGCAGCCGCUUUGAUAACUAUUUGGAUUAUUUCUCUGCUCAUGUCAAGUCCUCUGAUUAUUUUCUCAGUAUACAACCAAGAACAGCCCAUACCGGAAAUUGACUUUUAUUUCCGCUACUGUUCUGAGGACCGGACACUGCGCGCGGAAAAGGGUGCCUAUUCAGUCGCCUCAAUGGUUGUACAAUACAUUCUUCCAGUGAUUACAGUGUCGGUUGCACAUGCGCGGAUAUGUAACAAACUGAAAUACAGAAUGGUGAAUAGGCGGCCGCCGAGAAGCUCAGGGGAGCCGAAUGGGAAAAAUUUGAAUGCUGGUAGCGCGAACAAAAGCAAGGAGGGUCGAGCGGCAAGAAAACGUAAAACAAAUAUCCUUCUGGCAAUGAUUGCAAUCGUGUUCGUCUUGAGUUGGCUGCCCUUAAACAUAAGCAACAUUCUUGUUGACUUUCAGUUUCAGUUAUUCCAAGAUGUUGACGUAAAUCUUGUAUUUGUUAUAUGCCAUAUGCUCGUAUUAAGCUCGGCGUGUUCAAAUCCGGUUUUGUAUGGCUGGCUUAACGACAACUUCCGUAAAGAAUUCAUGAAAGUGUUACGAUGUGACAAGUGUACCAAAUGUAGCAUUCUUAACGGACAGCUUUCGUGUGUGAAACGGCCGCAGGACAGGGGAAUUCCGGUCAUAACGUUUUCUCCCGACGAAAAUUGUGUUGCAAUGAACGGUUUUGCGAACAGCGCAUCUCGCAGGCCCACAACAACUUCACAGAUGUUCAUGACAACUGAUAUCGACCACUCGUGUGCACAAUCGGCCGUCUCUCUGUGACCAGCAUACAGAAUUACUUUUCUUUCUAUUAUAAUAGUUGCCAUUAG